Messenger RNA from Brugia malayi, 1038 nucleotides. It is a transcript of the gene Bma-bbs-5, whose product is annotated as MGC85231 protein, putative. NCBI's taxonomy places the organism in Eukaryota, Metazoa, Nematoda, Chromadorea, Rhabditida, Onchocercidae. Gene Ontology annotation, cellular component: BBSome; ciliary basal body. Gene Ontology annotation, molecular function: phosphatidylinositol-3-phosphate binding. The transcript is spliced from 8 exons. The record is from RefSeq and is a predicted model, not a curated record. Gene Ontology annotation, biological process: cilium assembly; intracellular transport. The coding region runs from base 1 to 1038 and encodes 345 amino acids.
AUGCCAUUGAUUAGCAUUAGGCAAGAUCGUGACAUACGAUUCGAUAUAAAUCCACGAUUAUUACAACUAAUUUCUGGUGAACAUCUUGUGGAACGUAUUGAUGGUGUUGAAGAUACGAAAGGAAAUUGUGGUGAUAAGGGUAUUCUUCGAAUAACAAAUUUAAGACUUACAUGGCAUGCAACCGCUAUACCACGUAUUAAUUUAAGUCUCGGAUAUAAUACAAUAAAUGGUGUAACAACAAGAUUUACAAAAUCAAGACUUCGUGGACAGACUGAAUCACUUUACAUUUUAGCGCAUCAUGCAAAUGCUCGAUUUGAAUUCAUCUUCACCUGCAUUAAUCCUUCACAAACAAAACAUUUUACAACAGUAAUAUCAAUUCAUCGAGCAUAUGAAACUUCGAAGCUUUAUCGAGAGUUAAAAAUGCGUGGUGCAUUAGUGAAUGAUGAUGAGAAACUUCGAAUUUUACCAGAUGAACAGCAAUGUGAUCGUUUUGAUGGUGUAUGGAAUUUAGGUAGUGAUCAGGGAACACUUGGUAUUAUGAUACUUACUAAUAUUCGUAUUGUAUGGUUUGCAGCAACAAAUACAAUGUAUAACGUAAGUAUACCAUAUUUACAAGUGCAGGAUUGUCGUAUACGUCAUUCACGUUUUGGUCUUGUUUUGGUCAUUGAAACUUCAGCUGUUAAUCGAGAAUAUGUGCUUGGUUUUCGUACUGAUCCAGAAGAACAACUGAAAAGUAUUCAUCAAACAAUAUGUGCACUUCAAAAAGCUUAUGUAAUAAAACCUAUUUUUGGUGUGCAAUACAUUCGAGAAAAACCGACUAAUUCUCAAGAUACAACUGAUGUGAUGAAAUUAAUGGAUGAAGAUGUAGAACUUGAUGAUCGACCACUUCGAUCUGAUCCAUAUGCUGCUUAUUUUUCGGAUGGCAUUGUUAGUGGACAAAUUCGACCACCAGUUUACUCGGAAGAACUUGGCGUAGCAGUUGAAGAACUUAAACCAGGAUUCACUCUUACUGAUCUGUGGAAAAUUCAUGUUGAUUAA